Tachysurus vachellii is the source of this 2783-nucleotide messenger RNA. It is a transcript of the gene tpcn3, whose product is annotated as two pore segment channel 3. Gene Ontology annotation, biological process: monoatomic ion transport; transmembrane transport. The record is from RefSeq and is a predicted model, not a curated record. The coding region runs from base 285 to 2576 and encodes 763 amino acids. Lineage: Eukaryota; Metazoa; Chordata; Actinopteri; Siluriformes; Bagridae. Gene Ontology annotation, molecular function: monoatomic ion channel activity. The transcript has 19 exons. Gene Ontology annotation, cellular component: membrane.
CAUUGAGGAGGCGUUGAACAUCACAACACACCGAUUUUUCUGCUCUGUUACGUAAAUGUGAAAUUUAUAUUAUUUGUGUAUAUAUGUGUGUGUGUGUGUGUGUGUGUGUGUGUGUGUGUGUGUGUGUGUGUGUGUGUGUGUGUGUGUGUGUGUGUAAGUGUAAAAAAGUUAGGAAUCCGUUGUGGAAGUCACGAGCGCUGGAUUUCCUGCAGAGGAGGAGGGAAAAAAGAGGAAAAACGGAAAGGCGGAGAGGAAAAGAGGAGUUUAGUUAAAAAACAAGAAAGAUGUCUGAAGGAGAGAAAGAGAGAACUAGCAGAGAGCGGACAGACAGAACACACACCGACACCGGAGAACACAGGUUAAACCUGGCUGCAGUGUAUGUAUCAGAUGCUCAGCACAACAGGAACAUCAUGUUUGACACAACACCACAGGCAGUGAGGCUGUACCUGUUGUAUAAUCACUGGCUGUUGCGUGUGUGUGUGUACGUCUUCAUCAUGGUGGAUUUGGCACUUGCACUGUUUGAGGAACCUGCUCUCAUCCCUCUGCCCCUGUGGGCCACCUCAGUAAUAGAGCUCCUCUGUCUGAUGGUGUUUUCUGCUCGAUUGAUUCAUUAUGCUAAAGUAAUUCCCCGCAGUGUUUUCAUCAGAGAUCCUAAAAACAUUUGCAUCAUCAUCACCAUCAUGUUGUGUGUGGUAGAUCUGAGUGUGUAUGGUGUUCUGAGAUUGUGUGGACGCUCUGCUGUGAGAUGGUCCAGAGUGUUGAGGCCUCUCCUGCUAAUUAACAUCACAGAGGGAAGACAGCUGCGCAGGGCAUUCAGGAGUAUCCGUAACGCACUCCCUCAAAUCCUGGUGGUGUUUUUCCUCUUCAUUUUUAGUGUCUUGAUGUUUUCACUCAUGGCUCUGAAACUGCUCGGCAAACGGAAUCUUAAAACUAUAGAUGGUUCUCCAUAUUUUACAAAUUACCUGGAGAUCUUUUUUGAUCUGUACGUUUUAGUCACAACAGCCAACAGCCCUGACGUCAUGAUGCCGGCGUACAACUACAGUUCAUUCUUCGCCAUCUUCUUUAUCCUCUACAUCAUCAUUAACACAUAUACGUUUAUGUCUGUGUUCCUGGCUGUCGUUUACAACAACUACAAAAAAUAUCUGAAGGAGGAGGUACGGCAGCUGGUGAGGGCCAAAAGGCAGAAGUUGUGUCAUGCUUUUUCUCUGUUGCAAGAAGUAGGCGGGGCUGAGAGGGAGCCAACUGUCAGUCAAACAUGCUGGAAACAGUUAGUUCGUCUUGUCCAACCUGACAUCAGCAAUGCACAACAAGAGCUGCUGUGGAGUGUGUGUGACCCUCAGAACACUGGACGUGUUGGAAAGAUGGUGUUUGUGCAGUUAGCUGAUUUGUUGAAUAUUCAAGUGAUCAUGAUGAAGUCUCACACACACCCACUGAACCGCUGGAUACCUGCUUUUUAUCAGUCCACCUUCAGUAAACUGAUCCACAGCAUGGUUCAGCACAGGGUGUUUGUGUAUGUGUAUGAUGUGAUCAUCCUAAUUAACGCGGUGUUUAUUGGUCUGGAUGAGGAGAACCCGGCGGUGUCCAUGGCAGAGUGGGUGUUCCUCACGCUCUAUAUCCUGGAGAUUUUACUCAAGCUCUACACGUUUGAACCACACACCUUCUUUGCCAAACACCAGUUCUGGAACUGGUUUGACACCAUCAUCAUUGUCUCUGCUCUGCUGGCGACCAUCAUCAACACUGCUUUAAAAUCCUCUGGAGGUUAUACGAGCCGACAGAUUCUCGACAUUGUCUUCAUCCUCAGAGUGCUCAGACUCAUCCGUGUCGUCGACACCAUUCCCAGGUUCCGUGCAAUCAUUAACACUCUGAUUAAGAUCGGUGCUCCCAUGCUGACAUUUGGGCAGCUCAUUCUGGUGGUGUAUUAUAUCUUUGCAAUGGUAGGGAUGGAGCUGUUUAAAGGGAGGGUUCAGUAUUUUGGUGGUGAUUCAGUCGAUCCCUCACGUCAUUUCUGUGGGAACGUCCUGCUGAAUGGCUCGGCCUUUGCCCGCAACAACUACUGCAAAAACAACUUCAACAACGUGGUGUCCUCCUUCAUCCUGCUGCUGGAGCUCACUGUCGUCAACCAGUGGCACGUUCUGGCUGGAGGCUUCACCGCUGUCACUCAUGUUUCAGCACGGAUAUUCUUCAUCCUCUUCCACAUCGUGGUAGUCAUCAUCAUCAUCAAUAUCUUUGUGGCAUUCAUCCUGGAGGCAUUCUUCAUCGAGUACAUGGUGGAGAAAAGCGAACUGCAGACAGCACUGGAGAAGAAGAUUGAGGAACUAAAUGUGUGUGUGGAACAGAAUCAUGUAGAUAAUAACCUGGUGGAUGCCAUGGAAACCCAGGACAAUGAUCUCGGCCCUGGUGAAGGAGUCAAAGUCAAACCCACCAUCAUGUUCAAGAUCAGCUCAACAAGGUACAGGACCAUGGAUGGCCUUCUACAGCGCAUGUUUGAAACAGAGAUGGAUCUCAGCAAUGAUAACAUUGAUGAGGUGGAAACAGAGAACAGGACCUUCUCUAAUCCAGUAUUCACUUCCUCAUAAGAGAUAUAAACUUCCUCUAUGAGCUUAAUUCAAAUGAUACCUGUAAAUGCAUAUUGCAUCAUCUACCUGUGGGUGUGACAUUGGAUUAGACUGAGCAUGUACAGUCCCUGUGAAACACUAUUUACUUUGGUAUAAGAAGGGAUUAAAUGGACAUUUUGUAUUCAUGUAUCAUUUAUAUUACAAUAAAAGAUGAAUAUGUUUAAUAUA